Phycomyces blakesleeanus NRRL 1555(-) is the source of this 1197-nucleotide messenger RNA. RefSeq lists its product as hypothetical. Gene Ontology annotation, molecular function: RNA methyltransferase activity; O-methyltransferase activity. The transcript is spliced from 4 exons. The record is from RefSeq and is a predicted model, not a curated record. The coding region runs from base 1 to 1197 and encodes 398 amino acids. Gene Ontology annotation, biological process: RNA methylation; siRNA processing; piRNA processing. Lineage: Eukaryota; Fungi; Mucoromycota; Mucoromycetes; Mucorales; Phycomycetaceae. Gene Ontology annotation, cellular component: nucleus; cytoplasm.
AUGUCUGACGAUCAGUGUGAAUCCACGUCCUUUUCACCCCCUCUUUGGAGACAACGAAGAUUAUUUAUACUCGAAACUUUAAGAAAACACCGAGUAUCGAGUGUCCUCGAUUUUGGGUGCGGAGAGGCAUCUGUCUUGGCUUUUCUUAUUCCAUCCCCACCUUCCAGCGAUGACACCCCCUUCACGAAAUUAGCAGGAAUAGAUAUUGAUCAAGAAUGUGUAGAAGAAGCUGUUAGACGUUGUCAGCCAUGGAGUAGUGAUCAUACCGAACUCCGUGAAAAUCCAUUGACAAUUGAUAUUUUUCACGGGUCAAUUGCCAAGGUUGACUCCAGACUUUCAGGAUAUGAGGCAAUUGUGUGCUCAGAAGUUAUUGAGCAUGUUUAUCCUGAUGUCCUAGCAACUUUUUUCAAUACCACUCUUGGGAAUUACAUGCCCAAAAUAAUGAUUGUCACUACUCCGAAUGCUGAGUACAACAUUCAUUUCCCGUCUUUACACUAUGGCCAACCCAAUGCAGAGUUUCGCCACGAUGAUCACAAAUUUGAAUGGACUCGACAAGAAUUUGAAGAUUGGUGCAAAGCAGGGGCGGCCACUUACGGAUACACAUAUUCGUUUGAGGGUAUUGGUCUUCUGGAGAGCAAACGAGACGACAUGAGAGUAGGUCAUUGUACUCAAGCAUGUAUAUUCACACGUAUUAGCCAAACACCACCCACAGAAUUACCCGCACAGUUGCAACAUCGCCUAGCAACGCACAUUGAAUUCCCUUUCUAUAACAAACCUGCACUCUCCAAAGAAUCACAAAAGGAAACAAUAGAUUAUUAUAUUGGUAAGAUGUGUUUAUCUGAGGAAGAGUAUAUGAAACGACAGGAGGAAUAUGCUCGCCAAGAAGAAGUAAUUGCAGAUGAAGCUUUGGAGUGGUGCGUGGACUGGUCGGAACAGAUAAUUGCCGUCCCUGAGAUUUAUAAACCACCUGUUAUCCGUCAAUGGACUCGAAUUCCUCUCAAUAUUUCUCUGUCAAGAUUAUGGGAUAUUCUUGAGAUUCGCCAGGCAUUCAAAAAAUAUGAAGUUAUGGUUAAACUCUUACAAGAUAAUCCCAUAGAAUAUGGUAUUAAUGGAGAUAUUCUGUCAAUCAAAAAGGCUUUUGAGAUUAUUAGAGAUGACUCAGAAGAAGAACAAGAAGAAGAAGAAAUUUGGACUUAG